Danio aesculapii is the source of this 3941-nucleotide messenger RNA. RefSeq names its product AE binding protein 1b (gene aebp1b). Gene Ontology annotation, molecular function: zinc ion binding; DNA-binding transcription repressor activity, RNA polymerase II-specific; RNA polymerase II transcription regulatory region sequence-specific DNA binding. Gene Ontology annotation, biological process: proteolysis; negative regulation of transcription by RNA polymerase II. The transcript has 22 exons. Bases 68 to 3775 code for a protein of 1235 amino acids. The record is from RefSeq and is a predicted model, not a curated record. Lineage: Eukaryota; Metazoa; Chordata; Actinopteri; Cypriniformes; Danionidae.
AUUCACUCUCACUUUUCUUUUAAUACUGUCUGUCUGUGGAUCAUGUCCUCUGGUUGAAUAAAGCACCAUGUUGGGACUAAGGGACCAGACAACACUGGCGGUUCUCUGUCUGUCUCUGUUGGUUCACUUCUGGAGAGUAAAUGGACAGACAGAACACAGCAAAUCAGAGAUCAGCCACACAGACCGAGAGCAACAUGUGGAGGACAGGAAUGUAACAUCUGUAGAAGAUCUUCUGCAAGUGAAAAUAAUCCCCCCCUUUGCAAAGAUCGAAGUUGGACAACACAAACAUUUGCUCUGCAAAGUUUCCGGUGAUGCAAAGAAUAUCAGCUGGUUUUCUCCUAAUGGUGAGAAAAUUCUGACAAAACACGGCAAUCUCAAAGUCCACAAUCAUGGCAAUGCCUUGUCUUCUCUCAUUGCUCUGAAUGCCAAUUUGAACAAUGCUGGGAUAUACAAAUGUGUGGCAACAAAUGGAGACACAGAAUUACAAGCUACUGUCAAGCUGGACAUCCUUUUGAAGAGGAUGCGUAGAGACACUGACAGGAAAGGAAGAGAAAAACGACACAAAGAGCCCAAGCCUAGCGAGAAACCCAAAGCUUCCAAGCCCACCAAGAAACCCAAGGGUGAGAAAAAGGGCAAAGGUGAGAAGGGCGGGAAGAAGAAAGGCAAGAAGAACAGGGAAGAAUCCACCACUGUUGCCACGACCACUGUGGCCCCCACUACCACGGUGCCCAUGGAGUAUGAGGAGUUUUACGACCCUGAUCCUGACCAGUACUGGGAUGAAGAUUUUCCUGCAGAGACGACAACAGUGGCUAGAACUACAACCCCCCCGACAGAAAAAAUGACAGAUUUCAUUCCAGACAUGAAUGAGUAUUCCCAACCUGACUCAUAUGACGACUAUUGGAAGGUGGAUGAGCCCACACCAACAUCUUCUGUGAUCGCAGGUCGUCCAGCUGACAAUGAUGAUUACUGGGAUGCGAGAUCAGUGGAGAUGGUGGAAAACCUGCCUUUCCCUGAUGGCAAAGAGAUCAGCUCUACCGACAAUGACUGGCAAUACACCACUACAGAGGAACCCACUGUGCCUCCAUUUGAAAACAGUUGGUAUGAAGAAUAUGAAUAUGGACACGAAAAGAAAGUAGAAGAGGAGAGGGAAAGACAGAGAAAAGAACAAGAGGAAAAAGAAAGGGAAGAAAGGAAGCAUCUGGAAGAAGAGGAGAGAGAACGCAGGAUUUACAGACCUCCACCACGUCUCUACAGAGAGCCUAAAAUAUGUCCUCCCUUGGGUAUGGAGUCUCAUCGCAUAGACAAUGACCAGCUACUAACAUCCUCUGUUUUUCAACAUCGUUAUGGGUCACACAGAGCUCGUCUUAAUAUUCAGGCAUCUGGUGAUGACGAUGACAUGAAUGGUGGAGCAUGGUGUGGUAACCCUGAAGAGAAGGUCCAUUGGAUUGAAGUGGAUGCACGUACACUAACAGAGUUCACAGGGGUGAUCACCCAAGGACGAGAUGACCCCUUAGAGAGUGACUAUGUGUCUACCUACUAUGUGGCAUUUAGUAAUGAUAGCAGAGAGUGGACUUUCCUUCAUGAUGGAUAUGCUGAAUGGUUAUUCUUUGGUAACUCGGAUAAAAACACCCCGGUAUUGUCUCAGUUUAUGGAGCCGGUAGUGGCACGUUACAUCCGUAUCUUGCCACAGAGCUGGAAUGGUACCAUGUGUAUGAGGAUGGAGAUUUUGGGCUGCCCAGUACAAGAUCCACUUAGCCAACACCAGAGUCAGAAUGAAGUGACACAUCGAGAUAACCUGGACUACACCCAUCACAACUACCUAGACAUGGAGAAGCUAAUGAAAUCCAUUUCUGAUGAGUGCCCCAACAUCACCAGAUUCUACAGUUUGGGCAAGAGCUUUAAAGGUCGUGAAAUUUAUGCCAUGGAGAUUACUGAUAACCCUGGGGUCCACGAAACAGGAGAGCCAGAAUUCAGGUACACAGCAGGCUAUCAUGGGAAUGAGGCUUUGGGACGAGAGCUGCUUCUAAUGCUCAUGCAGUAUUUGUGUAAAGAGUACAAAGAUGGCAACCCUCGAGUUCGCCACCUAGUGGAUGAAACACGAAUUCAUCUGGUACCUUCAGUCAAUCCUGAUGGCCAUGUGAGAGCUUUUGAGAAGGGUUCAGAGUUGGGCAGCUGGACAUUAGGACACUGGACUGAAGAUGGCCAUGAUAUCUUCCAGAACUUUCCAGACCUAAAUAACAUUUAUUGGGAUGCAGAGGAUAAAGGCAUGAUGCCCAAAUUGACACCAAAUCACCAUAUACCCAUUCCUGAGGGUAUUCUGUCAAGCAAUGGCUCAGUUGCAAUGGAGACUCUUGCUCUUAUCUCAUGGAUGGAGACCCAUCCAUUUGUGCUUGGUGCCAACCUGCAGGGUGGUGAGAAACUGGUGACAUACCCAUUUGACAUGCGCCGUCUAACCAAAGAGUCUGAGGCUAUAGAGAAAAAACUUGGCUCCAGAGGAAACAGACGUAAGCGACAGUAUGAGGAAGAGGAAGAAGAACCCAACCCUUACCUUCACAUAGGAUACCAUCAGGAGAGCUACAGUGGACCCCAGGAAAACCACGCAUAUGAUCAUGAGAGCUAUGGGUAUCAUCAAGAAAGUUAUGGGUAUCACCAUCAGAACCAGGGGUACCAUGAGGAAACACAAGGGUAUCACGAUGAGACCCAAGGAUAUCAUAAUGAAAACCAAGGGUAUCAUAAUGAGAACCAAAGGUACCACCAUGAGGGUUACUCUGAAGGAUACAAUGAGGGAUAUCAAGAGGGAUAUCGGGGGGGUUAUGAAGAGGGUGAGCAGGAGGAAGAAAUCAGAAUGGUUGAGGACCAAUCUUUGUUUCGCUGGCUGGCCAUAUCGUAUGCCUCUACUCACCGCACCAUGACACAAACAUAUCAAAGAGGAUGCCAUAGUGAUGACCCAACAGGUGGGAUGGGAAUUGUCAACCGUGCAAAGUGGAAGCCCAUUCCAGGAAGUAUGGAUGACUUCAGUUACCUUCACACUAACUGUUUUGAACUGUCAGUUUUCCUUGGCUGUGAUAAAUUUCCUCACCAGAGUGAACUUUUAAGAGAGUGGGAGCACAACCGAGAAGCCCUGCUGACAUUUAUGGCUCAGGUUCAUCGGGGUAUUAAGGGAGUUGUGAGAGAUAAUGAGGGCAACCCUAUUACCAAUGCCACUGUGUCUGUGGAGGGAGUCAACCAUGAUGUUAAGACUGGUGAAGCUGGAGAUUACUGGCGACUUCUAAACCCUGGUGAGUACCGGGUAACAGCCCGUGCAGAAGGCUACUCUCCAUUCACCCGUCUGUGUGUGGUAGGGUUUGACCCUGGUGCUACUCUCUGCAACUUUGACCUGAACAAGUCAAACUGGGACCGCAUCAAACAGAUCAUGGCUCUUAAUGGCAAUAAACCAAUCCGGUUGCUGAGCAGUGGCAAAAGGAACGGUGUGCGACAUUCACACAGCAGUAACCAAAUUACUGUCAGUAAUAGUGGAGAUACGAGCAGGGCUCGUCUUCGUCGAUUACGACUAAUGAGAAUUCGUCGUUUACGUCAACAAAGGCUUCUGGCCCAAAAAAUGACACCAACUACAACGACUGUGACUACCACUUCACUUCAAACUACCGCAGAGACUACAACCGUCUGGUAUGACUCCUUGCCAGAAAUCUUUGAAGAGAAUACAACCCCACAUGACGAAAUUGAGUUGACAGAUACACUGGACUACAACUACAAUUACAAUAUAAAUGAUUACUAAGAGCAAACUCCAAGUUAAUGUUUCGCUCUAAAGAUUGUGUUUUGUCUGAAGUUUGACGAUUUUUUUUCUCACUUAAACAGUAUAAGGCAAGUGUAUGAGAUUUUUUUUUUUCAGGUUUAGUGAUUUGUGCAAGUUUCUUUUCACUUAAUAAAAUCUUAUAUUCAUA